This is a messenger RNA of Dentiscutata heterogama, 925 nucleotides long. Lineage: Eukaryota; Fungi; Glomeromycota; Glomeromycetes; Diversisporales; Gigasporaceae. The record is from the annotation of a GenBank genome assembly.
AUGAUAUCACCAUCAUUAUUCACAAUUCGUCCAAGUUUCGUUUUUGAUAAAGCUAUAAAUUGGUUUCCAGGCCAUAUGGCUAAAGGAUUAAGAGUAAUUUCUGAAAGAUUAUCGAGUGUAGAUGUAGUUGUUGAAGUAAGGGAUGCUAGGAUAUCCUUUAAAUUUUUAAUAUACUACCUUAACAUAGAAACAAAUUCUAAACCUCAAUACAUUCCUUUAUCUUCUAUAAAUAAUAAAUUUGAAGAUAUAGCAAAGUUAAAAGAUCGAAUUAUAGUUUAUAAUAAAGCGGAUUUGGCUGAUGAAUGUCCACAAGUGGCAAUAACAGAUGCGUUUAGAGAAUAUCGUAAACAGCGCGUAAUUUUUACAGAUGCCAACACGGAUAAGAAUGUUAAGAUGAUAAUCAACUUUGCAGCAAAUAAAGCAAUAAAAGAACCAGAAAAAUAUCCAUAUGUCACUGUUAUGGUGGUUGGGAUGCCAAACGUUGGAAAAUCAUCUUUAAUUAAUUCUAUGAGAAGACUUGGUAUACAUAAAGGAAAGGCAGUAAAGACUGGUGCUUUACCGGGUGUGACAAGAUCCGUUUCCGCUACGUCAAUUAAAGUAUCGGAAGACCCAACUGUUUAUUUGAUUGAUACCCCCGGUGUUAUGAUACCUCAUAUUACUGAUCCUGUAGCUUCCCUAAAAGUCGCAUUGACAGGUGGCAUCAGAGACCAUUUAUCAGAUGAAGAAGUUAUGGCAGACUAUUUACUUUGGAGAUUAAAUAAUUUUGGAAACUUUAGUUACGUUGAAAAAUUCAAACUUUCACACCCGACAGACUCGAUUGAAGUUCUACUUCCAGAAAUUUCGAAACGUAUUGGUGCAUUACAAAAAUAUGGUGAAUAUGAUUUAAAUAAAUCUGCAAUGUUUUUCAUUAAACAAUAUAGAAAUG